This is a messenger RNA of Haemonchus placei, 1285 nucleotides long. The record is from the annotation of a GenBank genome assembly. NCBI's taxonomy places the organism in Eukaryota, Metazoa, Nematoda, Chromadorea, Rhabditida, Trichostrongylidae.
AUGAAUGAAUUCGUUUCGAUAAUUCCAGCCAUUGAUCGUGCGACAUUAUGGCAGAGGUGUACGGAGUUGGGUUCGUUCCCUACAACUGACGGCGACGUAAAUAACAUCUUUGGUUCAGUUGUUUCGAUAGAUUUCUAUGCUGACCUAUGUCAAGUGUUUGGUGAGGAGUUCAAUGCCGAAUAUAUUGAGAAGGCUGUUGAGAAAACUGUGCAGUACUAUGGUGGUGCUGAUGGAUACAACGGUACAAAUGCCGUGAUUUCCAACGGCGCAUCCGACCCAUGGCACUUGUUGAGCAAACUCUCAUCAGAGGAUCCUACCGUAGUAACGCACCUAAUCAAGGGUGGUUCUCAUUGCGGCGAUAUGUUCCCGUUCGAAUUCAGCAAUGCACCAGAUGCUGCAGCAGGAACGAAGCUGAUACACCAGCUUAUUGCUCAAAAUAUCGACAGCUGGAUUUCGGGUGUUGCAAGCCCAUUCAAAAUUGCUGCCAGACAUACCAGCGGAAUUCGAGACCGGAUAUUUCACACAGCCCGUGGACCACUUCGACAACAAGAACCCGUCCACAUUUGACCAGAGAUACUUCAAAAACGAGCAAUGGGCAAAACCAGAUGGUCCAAUAUUCCUAAUGCUUGGCGGUAACUCACCAAUUCAUGCUCAAUGGGUUCUCAAUGAGAACUACACCUACUUGAAAUGGGCGAAGAAGUUCGGAGCAACAGUAUAUCUUCUCGAACACAGAUACUAUGGUGAAAGCGAUCUUAAGACACCGUGGAUGGAAUCCACUGACAUAACUCUGAAGCUCACCUACACGACCCACCUCUCAUCGCGACAAAUGCUUCACGACGUGGCUAACUUCAUACGAAACGUUGACGCUGAGAAUGGUAAACAAGGAAAAUGGAUACUGUUUGGUGGAUCUUAUGCAGGAUCUCUAGCCCUUUGGAUGCGCAAACUCUUUCCCGAUCUGGUUUAUGGAGCUGUUGGUUCUUCGGCACCUCUGGAAGCUAAAAUGGAUUUCCAUGAAUAUUACCAAGUGGUUGAAGCAUCAAUCCGUAGCUACAGUGAGGAUUGCGCGUAUACCAUAGGAGAGGGCUUCGAGGAAAUACAUGAUAGAAUGCUUACGAAAGAUGGGCGGCACGAAGUUUCAAAUACAUUCUCGCUCAACCCUCCAUGGGACGAUGUCUCCGAUGUUUUUGAGAUAGAUAAGCAGUUCUUCUUCUGGAACCUUCUAGAGAAGUUUGCAGCAGCUGUUCAAUACGGUGUAGACAAUUUCGGGGUAAGCACUUCAAGUUGA